UUGUGGUAUUGAAUUUUGGGGUUGUGUUGUGUGAAUAAGUCCUUCCUUUUGUUUUUCUGAACCCAAUGCAAAUUAAUAUUAUUGGGUGACCCACAGUUACGAGAAAGAGAUCAGAGGAAUGUAUCUCUGGGCAAGCCAUGCUAUUCAUAAUUCUAUAAGCCUCUCAUGUCUGCCUCUCCCUUAGCAAUAACAUUCAGAUCAAGGGCUAUUACAUAUGUCCUUUUGCUCUUAACAAGCCGCCUUUACUCAUGAUGAAUCUUUUUUUAAAAUACAUGGCGUUUUAAAAAAAUGUCAGCAGGAAAAUCUAACAGAAAACGGAUAUUGCAGCACAUAACAGAAGGGAAGUUGUUUCCUUUUCUAGAUGCUGAAUGUGAAGUGUUACAUAGUGGCAUGUUUAAAUUGGGAAGACCAGGAACCCCCAGCCUGGCCUGCCUCCACCAUACAUUCUUUGAUAGCCUUGAUGGUGUGUCCCUGCUGUGGAACCCCUUGAUAUGUUUCUGCUAGUCCUUCAGUGUCCAAGCAGCCAUCAACACCUGGCUAAAAAAAAAAAGGAUAGCUUCAGCAAUAAUGUAAUUUGGCCACAAUGAUUGUGCCCAACAAUAAUAGUUAUAGGGAUUGCCAAGACUGAAGACCCCAACUGAGUUUCUUUUAAGGAGGCAACUGUAUUUGAGUUGCCUCAGAUCUUUUGAAAUUAAAGCACCUAUUUGAAGGAUGCAUGCAAUUUGCAAAUAUAACUUGCAACUUGUCCUCUAGGUUUUGGUAUAGUUGAUCUCCAGUCCUGUUACCUGUUUAAAUUCUGAUAACCCACCCUUCAUAUUUUGUUGUUCAAAUUUUCAGUUUAAAAACUGCUGAAACCUUGAAGCCUAACUUCCCUACAAUGCAUCAUCAGAUUAUGCAACCUUUAUAUAUAACCAUGCCCAAACAUCUAUUUUUGUUUAUUGCUGUCCAUACGGAGAUUAUCUUCUUAGCUCUGUAAUGCACAGGUAUGCACCUUUAGAUUUGCUGACGCCUAAAGUCCUGUGAAUAAAAGCAUCCAGGGGAGUAUUAAACUUUUGUCCUGCAAAGCUACCAGACUAUCCACAGACUGUCUAAGGGAAACGUUGCAGCGCAUCUGCUACCAUCCACAAUGGCUCAAAAAACUGUGCUCAUCACAGGUUGCUCCUCAGGAAUUGGGCUGGCGUUGGCUGUAAAAAUGGCCACUGAUGAACAGAAACGAUUCAAAGUUUAUGCUACAAUGCGGGAUCUGGCCAAACAGGAUAAACUGAUAGAAGCUGCAGGCAAUACUGUUGGAAACAUCUUAGAGAUUAAACAGCUGGAUGUGUGCAGUGAAGAAUCUAUUAAAAUGUGUGUCAGUAGCAUCCCAGGAAGACGGAUUGAUAUCCUAGUUAGCAAUGCCGGCAUGGGACUCGUUGGACCUAUUGAAUGCCAGACCAUCAAAGAGAUGCAAAACGUGAUGGAUACAAACUUCUUUGGGUUGGUCCGACUGCUGAAGGAGAUUUUUCCCGACAUGAAGAAGAGAAAAAGUGGCCAUAUUGUGAUUAUUAGCAGUGUCAUGGGAGUACAAGGGAUUUUGUUCAAUGAUGUUUAUGCUGCAUCUAAAUUUGCGGUGGAAGGAUUCUGUGAAAGUUUAGCCAUACAAGCGCUCAAGUUUAAAGUUAAUCUAAGUUUAAUAGAACCAGGGCCUGUAGUUACAGAGUUUGAAAGAAAAGUGUUUGAAGAUGGGAUGAACAUGGAUCUUUCAGCUGCAGAUAAAGAAACAGCAGACAUGUUUGUAAAUAUUUACCUGAAAAAUUACAAGCAAAUUUUCCAGACCCUGGGACAAACAGCUGAAGAGAUAGCAGAGCAUACAGUGAAGAUAAUUCUGGCCGAAAAUCCUCCUUUUCGCCACCAGACCAACACAUUAUACACUCCAAUUACAACACUGAAAUACGCCGAUCCAAAUGGAGACCUGCCUAUUGAUACCUUCUAAAAUGCGAGUCUUAACUUCAUUAAAAUGCUGCGGUGGAAAAGCAGAAAAAGCUUUGACUUGGGAGAAGGAAGAUCCUCCCAAUGAGCAAAUGGGUGGUUUCAGCUGCCAUGUGGGCUAUUUCACACACUUCCAUGUUUCCUAUAUGGAAAUGCUUUCUGUGUGGGGUGGGAGAUAUUUGAAAUAGCCCUGACUGAAGCUAGAGUCCUAUACACAAUCCUUACUUGGGGGCAAGCCCAACUGAAGUUGGUGGGGCUUACUUCUGAGGACAUCCACAUAUUUAUGCUGUGAAACUGAUUGUCUUCAGGUGGAGCACAAUAGAGGUAUUAUGUUCUGAGAUGUUACCCCACCCAAAUACAUUGGUUCUGAUCCCUAGCCCCUCCUUAGCCUGGCAGCUCCUGUUCUGAACAUAAAUGUACUAUUCUGACCACCUCAAUGUUUUUCCAACACACAUACUUUCAUUUACCUGAAAAAUUAGGUAGGAGUAAUGUGAAAUUUAUUGAAAGAACAAAUAGCGCUUUUGUGUAAAUGAUCUGCCUAAGGGCAACAUAUACCACUUUAGGGUAGCAAUGGGUGUGUACAUGUUGUACUUUUAAUGUUUCCCCAUGUGGGGGGGAUUUACAUGGAAAAGUAGCAUGUCAGGGGAAAUGGUUUAUCAUGCCUCACAGUCUCCCUAACAGACUAUUUUUCUAUGUGAAAUGGUUUCUGUGUUUUAAUUAGAGAAGUAUUCAAAGAAAAGCUUUACAAUUUACACAUAAGAAGAGCUCAGCUGGAUCAGAUCAAGUUCCAACAUGCUGUUCCAGAGCUGUCAAGGCAGCUUAUCCAGAGGAAGGAUGAAGCUACCAAAAAGAAGAAGUUAAAAGCCCCCAAGCACACAUAGUAAGCAACUUUAAAUAAAGCCUUUUGGAUCCUAACAUACCUUUUACCUGCUUACUACAUAUAACCCUCUCAUGCACAGCAAACUACAUUGCUCUCCGUCUCAUAUGCUUUGCUCCAACUGAUUUUCAGUUUCUUCUUUCAAGCUUCUCUCCUACUCUAUCCUAAAUAUACCUUCCACACAACAUACCAUAUUCUCAUCUCUUUGUGAGGAUUUUCUAGAUGCUGCCUCUACAGAAAGUACAACUUACUGUUUGCUGGUGGCACUUAUAAUAAAGGUCAAUUCACAUAACAAACUUCUUAGCUAUUUUGGAAUUGGUAUGUACCCAGGAUCCUAACUGUAUAUAAUUUACUGUGUAUAUGUAAAAUGGGUAGAAGACAAAUUGCUUCAGCAGAGAUUGCAAGAAAUGUUGUAGUGGUUUGUAACCUAAUCCAGCUGUAUUCACACAUUUUAAAAGCAUUUACAUGUUACUUGUGGCAUCAGAAUGUGGCUAGAAAUGUACAUUCAACUGAAAGAGAUGUAAUGUACUCUUGAACGUCUGAAGAAGUGUGCAUGCACACGAAAGCUCAUACCAGUGACAAACUUAGUUGGUCUCUAAGAUGCUACUGGAAGGAUUUUUUAUUAUUUUUUUUCGACUGCGGCAGACCAACACGACUACCUACCUGUAACUAGGUUUCACCUGUGAUUCUUGAUGCAGUGUUUUUUUCAUGUGGCUUUCCUUAAACUGGAUUUAGAAUAAUCUUAUCCACCAAGUUAAUAAAUAUCAAAUGUAACCAUUUUUGUACUGAAGACAUUUAUGCUUUUGAAAUAUUUCUAAUUGUUAAUAGUUAUUAGAUUAUUAAUCCUGAAUAAAUUAGCAUUCAGAAGGAAAAACAGCUGGCGAGCUGGCAAUGUAUGUACCAAACAUGUAAACUGUGUUGCACAGUGCAGUGUAUGGGCUUAUAAUUCAAGGAAGAAAACUGUUUGCACUGCUAGCUCUAAAAGAA
Molecule: messenger RNA, 3829 nt
Organism: Zootoca vivipara (common lizard)
Lineage: Eukaryota; Metazoa; Chordata; Lepidosauria; Squamata; Lacertidae
Product: retinol dehydrogenase 8
Biological process (GO): estrogen biosynthetic process
Cellular component (GO): cytoplasm; cytosol
Molecular function (GO): estradiol 17-beta-dehydrogenase [NAD(P)+] activity
Source: RefSeq, a predicted model, not a curated record